Messenger RNA from Momordica charantia (bitter melon), 3392 nucleotides. RefSeq names its product Noc2p family. Gene Ontology annotation, cellular component: nucleolus; nucleoplasm; Noc2p-Noc3p complex. Gene Ontology annotation, biological process: ribosomal large subunit biogenesis. NCBI's taxonomy places the organism in Eukaryota, Viridiplantae, Streptophyta, Magnoliopsida, Cucurbitales, Cucurbitaceae. The record is from RefSeq and is a predicted model, not a curated record.
GUGGAGUGCUCUCCCUAGGCCCAAUAGGCACAACAACGAGAUGCUGUUUCCAACAGAAAAUAUUUGAGGUGUAACAGACCGAAUCGACCCGGUUCAGAGCAAAUCGGUCGAAAUUAAGUGUGAAUCGAACCGCACCGAAUUUUUUCGGUUCGAUUCUUUCGAUUUUUGUUUUAAGCUACAAAACUAUUGUUGUGCGCCGCCCCCUCCCCUUCAUCACUCAGUCACUCACGGCACGAAGCCUGCAACCAUCCCCCUUCUCUUUUGCGAAAAUCGCGGCGACGGCGACGAGUCACGACCGGCGACGCUAGUGAGGGGUGGUAUUGAACGAGCGGCCGCAGCAAGCCCGGGAAAGUGCGGCGACCGGCGACGCUCUACCUGCGAGGCCCCAUUCAUAUUGGGCUCGAAAGUGUUGGGCCGAUUCUAAUCGGUUUUCAGGAAGCCCGAUUUACUUUUCACCUCAGCCCAAGACUCAAGAACCCUUCCCUCCCGCCGGACUGACGAAUUUUGCUUCCCCUUACUCUGAAAAUUUCCCUCCCAGCCACCAACGCGCUUAUCAGGAGCUCCAGCAAGAGGAACUGAAUUUUGGUGCUGAUCUUCUUUUGAUACUUCGAUAACGAAAUGGGGAAGUUGGGGAAGAAAGCGAGGAAGUUCGCGAAGAAGAAUCUUCAGUCUGUGCUCAAAAGGAAGCGGAAGCUGAAGUCUGUGUUCAAGAAGAAAGCUCCAUCAAGACAGGAGGAAGACAGCGUCGGAAAUCAAAAGGACGAUUUGUCGAAGUUCCCUAAUCGAAUGAAUGGUGAAGCUGAUGGAAACAACUAUGUUUCCCUUGAUGCAAUUUUCAGUGAAGAUGAAUAUGAUAUGCUUGAAGACGAUUCAGACAGUGAUGGAUAUAUUUCGGAGGAUUUGAGCUCUUUUAACACUGCUGGAAAUGAAAUUGAGAAUAACGCUGAAGGUGGGACUGGCACGAUCAAUCCCAAUGAUUUAUCAGCUCAGAACAAAGAAAUUCACUCAGAACUCGCAAAGAAAAUAGAGAAAUUGAACAGGUUGAAAGAAAAGGAUCCAGAAUUCUUGAAGUUUCUGGAAACCAAUGACAAGGCUGUUGAACGUUUCAGUGAUGAAGACACUAGUUCUGAUGAGCAAACAAUUGAUAAUGAUGUAUUAAAGCGAGAGGGACAGGGCAUUAGUUCUAAUAAAGGCUUGUUUCUGAGUAGCUCUCUCGUUGAUUCCUGGUGUCAUCAAGUUAAGCAUACGCAUGAUUUGUCUAUUCUUACCAGUCUAAUUAAUGGGUAUCGAGCUGCAUGUCACUAUGGAUCUGAAUCUACAAGCAAUGUUGAUGCCAUCUGGUCCUGUAGAAUUGGAAAGGGUGAAACUUUCUCCAAGAUACUACUUUUCAUGUUGCGUGAGGCUGACAAUUUAUUUAGGGAGCGUUUAGGACUUUUGAGCUCCAGCUGUAAGAAGGAGAUGAUUCUAGAGUUGAGAAACACCACAAAAUGGAAAACGCUUAAGCCUUUAAUUAAGUCAUAUUUAAGAAGUAGCUUGUUUCUCUUGAACGAGGCUUCAGAAACUGAGAUAUUGAGCUUCUCCUUGGCUCGAAUAAGAGCUUCCAUAAUAUAUUUUGCAGCUUUCCCAUCUCUACAGCGCAGGCUCACCAAGAUUGCAGUACAUUUGUGGGCAACUGGUGAAGGAACAAUAUCAUCCCUCUCAUUUCUCAUAAUACGAGACUUGAGUUCUAUGCUUGGGUCAAAUUGCUUCGACUCCUGUUGGAUUAAGAUGUACAAGGCCUGCGUUGCUGACUGCCAAUUUGCGGAGCCAAAUUUGCAUAAACAUAUGCAAUUUUUGAGAGACUCCUUUGUUGAGUUAUGCUCUCUUGAUGUCCAUAGAUCUACUACUAAGGCUAGGGUUUCAAUCCAGCAACUCACCAAGAUACUCCGUCAGGGUUUACGAACAAAGAAGAAAGAAGCGAUCAAGAUGAUAUGCAGUUGGCAAUAUAUCAAUUGCAUUGACCUCUGGGUUAAGUUCAUUGCUGUAAACUUCCAUGAUUAUGAUCUCCAAGCACCACUUUAUAACGUUAUUCAGAUUGUAAAUGGAGUGGCUGUGUUGUUUCCUGGCCCUAGAUAUUUACCUUUAAGAAUUAAAUGCAUUAAGUGGUUGAAUCACCUUUCCAGUUCCAGUGGGAUUUUUAUCCCUGUUGUAUCAAUGGUGUUGGAUAUUUUGGAACAUACAAUCAGCAAGGAGGCCAAGAAACCUGGGGUUGUCUUCAAUCACUUGUCCGUCCUACAGCUGCCGAAAUAUUGGUUAAAGUCACAGAACUUUGUGGAGGAGUGUGUUUUAUCUUCCAUUGAACUUCUUUCAGUUCACUUUUGUCAAUGGAGCUACAAUAUAUCCUUUCCUGAGCUAGCUACUAUACCACUUAUUCAACUUAAGAAGUUCCAUGCGACAACAACAACAGAGAAUCUCAAGCGCUUGGUAAAGCGUUUUAUUGAUCAGGUUGAGCAGAAUAUUGACUUCGUGCAAAAAAAGAGAGAUGAAGUAUCAUUUUCACCAAAAGAUCAGCAAGCUAUUGAAUCAUUUCUUCAGCUUGAGAAAUGCAACAGCAACGUUCCAUUUAUACAAUAUUACAAAAGCAUAAUGGACAAAGCUGGAUCCAGGAAUCUGGUUUUGGAUAAGAAGUUUCCUGGAGUGAACAAGAACAAGAAGAAAAAGCGGCAGCUUAAAAAUAACCAAAUCGAAUCAACUGCUAAUGGCAAAGGAGAUUCAGAGAAGGGAAGAGCGAAAAAGAGGAAAACUUAAGAACGCAUUUGCUGUUGUGCUCAUUUUUGUGAUCUGAGGAACAGGUUUAUCAGUCCUCUCUCUCUCUUCUUUCCUUGAAAGUCUGUGCGUGCCCCAAACCCAGAAAUUUUGAUACUGUUUUUAGGCCUAGAAACUCUUGGGUUGUAAAUUCAAAGGUCGAGGUUGAUAUAUGACAUAAAUCACGAGCCUACGAGUUGGAUAGAUCCGAUCCUAGAACCAAACUUUUAGCACCGGAAGAAUACUAUUAAUGAGACGAAUGCUGAGAAAAUAGUCAGUCAUCUUGAUUGGUUACGGCAUUGAAAUUCAGUCUUUGGGGUAAUUUCAAUUCUUUUGGGUAACUGAAAAUGCCAAAUGUUCAAAAGUCUUUCUUCAUAUAGUACUCUUGCUUGUUCAGUUCUCCAAAGAGGAAGCAAGUUUCAAUUUUGAUUUUUUUUGUUCUUGUUUAAUGUCAAUGAUAUUCAUGUAUAUGUUUAUUAAGAGAAACAACCAUAUAAAUUAUAGUCAGAAAGCACAGCUGAGUUGGUGCUCUGCCAUUGGUGGAUAUGGACUGCAGACUUCUCUUUGAAUUUUAUGAGCGGAUUUCUUAAUUACAUAUUGUUUCUUCA